UGACUGUCAGUGUUAAUUACCAAGAGGCAUGGUCUCUCUGGUAUGACCGUUGGUCUUGUUGAGAUUUAAAAUGGAGAUAUUGUUUGCAAGAUCACACAGUCAGCGUGAGUUAACGCUACUUGAUCACUUGUAAGUAUGUACCGGUUGCCAAAGCAGUGGCCACGCGAUGUUUCAUAAACAUGGCGGGUAUUGUUUCGUCGAGAGAAGCUCAUAGACCGGACUUGAUCAGCGGAGAAAGAAAGAAGCAAGUGAUCUUGCCUUACCUGUUGACCUCCUAAGCGGUAGUGGUUACUAUAGUUACCUGAAGGUGAUAAUAGUAGUUCGAUAAUAGAAUAACAUGGUGCAAGUGGCAGUGAUGUUGGACGACAGCGAAAUUUCUAAUGGUAGCCUCGAUAAGUUGGGAUCUGUUCCGACCAUGAGCUUUCACAUGCGCGGCUGUGAAGAAGAAGAUGAAGAAGAACACGAAGAAGGCCUGACCGCUCCCACUACCGCCAUGACUUGUUCCUCCCACCACAUCUCGCAGUCUCGUCACAAGCGUCGCGUCACGUCCAAACGGUACAGCAACAACAGCAACAGCAACAGCAAUCAUAACAACAACAGCCAUAGCAAUCACAAGGACUUUGAGGACGAUUCGUCGUGGUCUUCCAUGGGAUCCGAUCAAGUCAAUGGCGUGGUUCCCAUGAAGCUACACGGUGCUACUACUGCUAAGACUACUACCACUGGUGAUAUUCAUGAAGAGGACGAAGGCAUGGACAUGUUUUGGCACCGUACCAACAGUGGAUACUACGUGGAUGUCAUGAUGACUGAAGGCGAUGAUGAUGAACCACUUCCACUGGACCACACCAGUCAAUGUCAGCAAGAUCCAAACAUGGUUCCUUCCGUUCCAGGUUCUACGGCUCCUCUGCCUUUUUUAGGACAAAUCCAGCAAUGGCAGCCCAACAACCCUCAUCCUCCAAUCUUUGGAGGAACACAGCCACUCCCGUUUCUAGGAGAACUACAACAGAACCCCCUCGUUACCGGUAUGCACCCUCAUCCCCAACUGGAUCACAAUGGUCAGCCACUUCCGUAUUUAGAUGAAGUCCUCCAACGCCAACAACGUCUCCUCCGUGAAAUGCAAGGCGAUGAUACGCAUCAUCAGGCGACACCACUGCCAUUUCUACAAGAUAUUCCCAGUGGACAAAAUUUAAUUCAUUACCCCCACAUUGCCGCUCCGCAGCAAGAAUUGCCCUUUUUAAGUGAACUCCAGCGAUGGAAUUAUCAAGUGGCCGCGCAGAAAACACAUGCUACCCAGGAGCCUCCUCAUUUUGCCAUGGCGUGGACUCGCAAUCGCGUAUUUUCCGACACGUACACCAUGGGUCAGGCCAUUGGAGAAGGAGGAUUUGGGGUGGUCUACUCGUGUGUGGCCAAAUCCAGCGACAAUAACAACAACACGAUCACUACUACUGCUACUACCGCUACCGACAAAGACGAUUCCAAGAAAGAUGAUACCAACGACAAAAAUGUCGUCAAGGCCGUCAAGGUAAUUCCGGCGCAAUACUACAAUCGCGAAGAAAUUGAUAUUCUACAACAUUUGAGUGACUGUCCCUACAUUGUGACACUCCAAGAUAUCUUUUUCGGAUUUGAUCGGGUCUAUCUCGUCAUGGCUGCAAUGAAGGGCGAUUUGUUGAGUCGCUUGUCCCAAAAGAGUUGUUACCCGGAAGCGGAAGGACGUCAAGUUAUUCAUACACUGCUGUCCGCCGUCCACUUUUUACAUACCCGCGGGGUCGCGCAUCGCGAUAUCAAACCCGAAAACGUCCUGCUUCCAUCCGAUGAACACGAUACGCACAUUCAAUUGGCCGACUUUGGACUCGCCAAGCGAUUUCGAGACGAUCAGGGGAACCGCUACGACCACCCCAACAUGUUCACAUUGUGCGGGUCCGUCUGGUACGCUGCCCCCGAAGUGUUUGGACGAAACAAAGGAUCGCACGAACCCUACGACGAACGCUGUGACAAUUGGAGUGUCGGCGUCAUUGCCUACUUGUUGUUGGCGGGAUACCAGCCCUUUUGCGAAGCACGGGAUGAUUAUCAAGUUGUCCGGGAAGCUCGGAAAGGGCGAUAUCAGUUUCAUCCGCAGUACUGGGAUAAGAUUUCACCCGCCGCCAAAGACCUCAUUGCGUCUCUGCUUAAAGUCCAUCCCGUCCAGCGGUGUUCCUUGAAGGAAGCUCUGGACAGUGAUUGGUUUAAACAACCGCAACAAGAGCAAGAACAGCAAAAGCAGGAGGAGUGAGCAGCAACACUAUAGAUAGAAACAACAAUGUUUCAUAAUAAAUAAUAAAUGUUUUAGCUAAGUUCAGCAA
Molecule: messenger RNA, 2336 nt
Organism: Seminavis robusta
Lineage: Eukaryota; Bacillariophyta; Bacillariophyceae; Naviculales; Naviculaceae
Source: the annotation of a GenBank genome assembly